This is a messenger RNA of Varanus komodoensis (Komodo dragon), 2826 nucleotides long. It is a transcript of the gene NEU1, whose product is annotated as neuraminidase 1. The transcript has 5 exons. Gene Ontology annotation, cellular component: cytoplasm; membrane; lysosome. NCBI's taxonomy places the organism in Eukaryota, Metazoa, Chordata, Lepidosauria, Squamata, Varanidae. Gene Ontology annotation, molecular function: exo-alpha-sialidase activity. The record is from RefSeq and is a predicted model, not a curated record. The coding region runs from base 379 to 1392 and encodes 337 amino acids. Gene Ontology annotation, biological process: oligosaccharide catabolic process; ganglioside catabolic process.
AGAAGCCCGGAAGAAUUCCCCCUCUGACACUGGAGCUAAAUUCAUAGCCUUUCGCAGGUCGCUGGACAAAGGUUUGAGAGGCUAAAGGUGGGGAGGAGCAGAAGGGAAGGAGGCGCGGGUGUGCAUAGCAAGGAAGGUGUGAUAGCGGGCAGCUGAGAGGAGAAGGCGAUCCAAAUGGCGAUGCAGCUGGCAGUCCUGCCUUUUGGGCUGGCUCUUUUGGCUACUGGUUUUAGAAAGCUACCAGCAGGGAUGCGAUUUGACUGAUACUGCAAGGAAUGAGGCUUCUGGGAUUCAUAAGCCACCUAGAAUCCUUAAGCUUACAUACAUUCCUUCUAUAACUGAUGCACUGCAGGAAACACAAGACAGGUAUAUCCACUAAUGUUCAGGUAUAUCUGCUCUCCCCCAUGCAGUGUCUUCCAGAUGUGCAGGACCACAGCUCCCAUCAUUCUUGGGGGUUUGUACAAAGAUGAGAGUUGCAGUCCGGCACAUGAGGAGGACACUGGUGCUACCUGGAGUCCAACGUCAUUCAUCGUUGAUGAUCAUUUUGCAAGAGAUGGCCUGAACCUUGGGGCCGUGGUGGUAGAUUCAGAAAAAGACUGUGUGUUCCUCAUAUAUUCUUUCUGUGCCCACUGUUCCCGAUACUGCACCCCCAGCACCAUGAUCAUUCGCAGCUGCAAUGACGGGGUCACGUGGAGUGUUCCCCGGAACCUCUCUGAGGAGGUCGGCACCACCGCAUUUGCCCCUGGGCCAGGUUAUGGCAUUCAGAAGCGCUAUGAGCCCAAGAAGGGGCGUUUGAUUGUCUGCGGCCAUGGGAUGGAAUGGAAUGAUGGGGUCUCUUGCCUCUUCAGCGACGACCAUGGCCAGAAUUGGCGGUAUGGGCGGCAACCUUUGCACGGAAUCCCAUACGGUCACCCGAAAGGCCCCAACGACUUCAAUCCUGAUGAGUGCCAGCCCUACGAGCUGUCCGAUGGCUCUGUGGUGAUCAAUGCCAGGAACCAGAAUUUCUACCACUGCAGAUGCCGCAUUCUGAUUCGCAGCUACGACGCCUGUGAGACCCUCCCGCUGGAAUUUGUGGACUUCGACAAGACCUUGGUGGACCCCGCCGUGGCUGCUGGGGCCCUCGUCAAAUCUGGCCUCGUCUUCUUCAGCAAUCCUGCUCAUGAGAGCCAGCGGGUCAACCUGACGCUCCGCUGGAGUUUCACCAAUGGCUCUUCGUGGUGGAACGAGACACUGCAGAUCUGGAGUGGGGCCAGCGGCUACUCCUCCAUGACGGCCCUGGAUGGAACGGCCCCCGAGGACGCCCGCAGCCUUUUCAUCAUUUAUGAGAAAGGGCGGCACUCGGUAACCGAGAGCAUCUCGAUAGCGAAGAUCAGCAUCAACGGGGAGCUCUGACCCAGUGUGGGCCCCUGAACUGCUCUGCCAUUCCCAAGUGCCUUACUCCGCCUUGAGUCCUGGGACCACUGGGCUGGGACAGAAGGGAAUUUUCUAUGGGCGUGGGGAGAAAUCAGCAACCCUGGUACAGGGGGCAGCCCUUGUGCUGGAAGGGCACUGGGAAGGCCCAGCAGCGGCAGGAGCACAUCCUGGAUCUCCUGCCUGCCGCCCUGGUGCUCCCAGCACGUGGCUUCCUUUGCCGUUUCUGCCACAACUGUAUCGGGGUUGCCAUUCUACCUCAGCAACAAUUCUGAUGUUAGAUGCUGCUACUGAAUUUUUGGGUGGGUGAAGAUUUGUGGUGAGGGAGAAUAUGUGAGAGGAGGAAGAAAUAAGCUCAGAAGAAAGACUGACAGGGAACAAAUGGUAAUCCAGAAAGGAUCAUUUCCUAUCAGCGCAAUCAAAUAAAACAACAACAGCGGAAAAGAUUUGUAAUAAAUAGUUCAAUCCUCCACCAUCACCACCACAUUACAUUUCUGUACUGCCUAUAGCCAAAGCUGUCUGGGCAAUUAAUCAACAUUAAGUCACCCAUCCAGAAUUCAGCCAAGACUGACUUUGCUUAGCUUCCAAGAUUAGGCAGGAUCAGACACUUCAUUUUUGUUUCUAAAGAAGCGGGACAAGUAAGAGUCACCUUGCCAGGCAAGACCAGGGGACUGUCCAGCUAGCCCGAUGCUUCGCAACACUCACAAACAGGAUGUAAAAGGAAAGAAGGUCACCUCUUGUUCAUUUCUACCCAGCAUCCCAAGAUUUCAGACAUUGGUUUGUAUAUUUAAUGUAUGUACAAUAUUUAAUGAAAGAUUUUUAUUCAGCUCCUCUUCUGAAAAAGCUCAUGAAGCAGCUUACGAAAAUUAAUCAGCCCUGCCUUCAGACUUACACUUGAAUAGACACAGCACGAAAGGAGAAAAGAUUGGGAGGGAGGAGGAAAGCAAACACGUUCAGGCUCCACUUGGAGCCAAAGUUUGUGUGAAUUUACUUUCUGGCAGGGAAAGCAGUCUUCCUGUAACAGCUGCUUCUUGGGCUGGUGAUAUUCCUCUGCUUCUCCUUGCUGGGAUAGUCUUCCUAGUAAGGGGAGGAGCAGUCUGCAGUGGCCCUUGGCAGCCCAGAAUGGGCUGACCAUCCGCUCUGCAGUCCCCAGGCAACACAAGGUUUCUGUUUAACUCCUGUGGCUACUUGCGGGUGUUGGGGCCAAGCCUUCUGCAUGUCUUUUUAACCUAAUGGUCAUCAUAACAUUUGUGGUAGUUUUUUACGGUCAUGUCACUGAAAAUGAGUCCUGAUCUGGGGCCAAAGUAGAGAGGAAAUGCUGUGGGUGUUCUUUCUUACUUGACUCUGUAGAUGUGCAAUGUUUUCAUUUUCAUGGACUUUUAUCAACAGCCACACCUCAAUAAAUGAUUCAUCAUA